AUAUAUCUCAAGUGUUCCAUGAUAAAACUUUUAAACUGUGUCCUCCGCACAACGAUGAUGAAUGAAGAUAAGUUUAAAGUGUUUCGCUAUAGCAACUGAUUUGCUAUCGAUUAUUUUUGUGAAAUGAAAUCUAAAUAAAAUGAUGGAAUGUUCGGUUCAAGUUCAGUAAUACUUGUACGCUCAUUGGCGAACCAGCGACCUCACAAGUUUGGCGUCCCGCGAAAUUUUUGGCCAACUAAAGAAACGGAAAAAGCAUAAAAACCAUGAGUUCGAAAUCUAUAUUCGAAACUGAAGAUGAUGUGGCGCAGGCCAACAAGUUUGUUAAUAAAGCCAAGGAGUCUCCUUUUAUGUUGAUCGGCAUUGCGGGCUUCGUGGCAGCGGGUCUGAUUGGUGCGUACAAGUACAAGAAUCGCGGCACGAUGAGCACCAGCGUUUUCCUUAUGCAGCUGCGUGUCGCCGCACAGGGCACAGUCGUGGGCUGCCUGACCGUUGGACUCGGCUAUCAGAUGGCUAAGGAGUACCUGUUUGACAAGAAGCCCAAGGAAAAUUUGAAGUCUUUACAUAAUUAAUGCACUUUUGAUUGAUUUGGCCCGCACAUUUCCCGAGACACCAUCCAAAACAUUGCCAGAGGCUUUGACGAAACUUUUAAUACCAAUUAUGUACCACAUAUUUAUUACCAUACAUUUACGAAGAUUGUUAAAAGCAAGGCGACAAAUUGUUAGAUCAAAUUCUAAAAUGUAAGAUAAUGAAUGUUUUCUAUGCCUGUGUAAGAUUGUGAUAAUGCGUAUGCGUGUUUGACUAAACAAACAAAAACAACUCUUAAAUAUUUACUUACAAGUGUAAAACUGUCGAAUUGUCGGAACGGUCUGAACGAUGAAUACCUCCUAUGUAAAUGAUAUAUGAUUAAAAUCAAAUAAUUAAGUUAUUAAAAAUUGUCUUUCUAUUUUCCUUUUUCAUUUCUUAAGUUGUAAAAAACCUGUUUGCUUCUGAUU
Molecule: messenger RNA, 992 nt
Organism: Drosophila hydei
Lineage: Eukaryota; Metazoa; Arthropoda; Insecta; Diptera; Drosophilidae
Product: HIG1 domain family member 1A, mitochondrial
Exons: 4
Coding region: 264-569 (101 amino acids)
Biological process (GO): mitochondrial respirasome assembly
Cellular component (GO): mitochondrion
Source: RefSeq, a predicted model, not a curated record